Molecule: messenger RNA, 1284 nt
Organism: Daldinia childiae
Lineage: Eukaryota; Fungi; Ascomycota; Sordariomycetes; Xylariales; Hypoxylaceae
Product: Aspartate aminotransferase, mitochondrial
Exons: 5
Coding region: 1-1284 (427 amino acids)
Biological process (GO): biosynthetic process; L-aspartate catabolic process
Cellular component (GO): mitochondrion
Molecular function (GO): pyridoxal phosphate binding; L-aspartate:2-oxoglutarate transaminase activity
Source: RefSeq, a predicted model, not a curated record
AUGCUUCCCGCACUCCGUAUCGCCGCUCGCCAAGCUGCAACUCGUCGAGGAUCGGCUUCAGCUAUUGCCUUCCAAGCUACGAGAGCUGGGUCCACCUGGGCCAAUGUGCCUCAAGGUCCUCCAGCUAUUCUUGGUAUCACCGAAGCUUUCAAGGCCGACUCCUUUGAGAAGAAGAUCAACCUAGGUGUUGGUGCCUACCGAGAUGACCAAGGCAAGCCUUAUGUGCUCCCUUCUGUCCGUGCCGCCGAGGACAAGAUCGUCGCGAAGCGCUUAAAUAAGGAAUAUCUUGGCAUUACCGGCCUCCCCGAGUUUACCACUGCAGCCGCUGAGCUGGCCUAUGGCAAGGGCUCAUCUGCCCUUGAACGUCUGGUCAUCACCCAGUCUAUCUCGGGCACUGGAGCUCUGCGCAUCGCCGCUGCCUUCCUGUCCCGGUUCUACCCGGGCGACAAGACUAUCUACAUCCCAACUCCUUCGUGGGCCAACCACAAAGCAGUCUUCCUCGACUCUGGUCUCAAGGUUGAGCAAUACCGCUACUAUGACAAGAACACUAUCGGUUUGGACUUUGAAGGAAUGCUAGCGGACAUCAAGGCCGCUCCCAAAGGAAGCAUAUUCUUAUUCCACGCUUGCGCCCAUAACCCGACUGGAGUCGACCCUACCACCGAGCAGUGGAAGGAGAUUAGCAAUGUCGUUAAGGCUCAAGGUCACUACGCCUUUUUUGACAUGGCCUACCAGGGUUUCGCCAGCGGUGACACGAACAAGGAUGCCUUCGCCGUACGACACUUUGUCGAGCAAGGCCAUGACAUCUGCCUAGCGCAAAGCUUUGCUAAGAAUAUGGGUCUCUACGGAGAACGUGUAGGUGCCUUCUCCAUCGUUGCCUCGUCACUUGAGGAGAAGAAGCGCCUCGAGUCUCAGGUCAAGAUCCUUAUCCGACCCCUAUACUCGAACCCUCCUCUCCACGGUGCACGUAUCGCAUCUGAGAUCCUCAACGACCCGGCUCUUAACAAGCAGUGGCUAGGUGAGGUUAAGGGCAUGGCCGACCGCAUCAUUUCAAUGCGUGCCCUCCUCAAGGAAAACCUUGAGAAGCUCGGCAGCGCUCAUGACUGGAGCCAUAUCACUUCGCAGAUCGGCAUGUUUGCCUACACCGGUCUCGAUGCCGCCUCUAUGGAAAAGCUGGCCAAGGAACAUAGCGUCUAUGCUACAAAGGAUGGUCGUAUUAGCGUCGCUGGCAUCACAUCCGGCAACGUCGGACGCCUAGCCGAGGCUAUCUACAAGGUUAAGGGUUAA